CCAAAUUGGGCCUCAUUCGUACAACAUGGGGUGCGUCAAGUCGAGUCCGAUCCCUCAAGUGCCGGCCGCGCCGAACGCCCAGAAUGACGGUGCCGUUCCCGCAUCCUCAGCAGCCACAGGGUCUACUGGUGCGCAACUGGUGACGAACGAGCCGCAGCGCCAUGGGUUUGAAGCCAAUUACACGCUGGGCAAGAAACUGGGGGAAGGCACGUUCUCCGUGGUGAAGGAGGGGAUUCAGAAGUCGACGGGCAAGAAGUUUGCCAUCAAGUGCAUCAAGAAGAGUGGGUUGUCCCAGGAAGACUUGGACGCGCUCCACGAGGAAAUCGAUAUCCUCAAGAAGAUGGAACACCCCAACAUCAUGACCCUCUUUGAAGUGUACACUGAAGCGCAAUACUACUACCUCGUCACGGAGUUUAUGCAGGGCGGCGAGUUGUUCGACCGCAUCGUCGAAAAGACGUUUUACACGGAAAAAGAAGCGCGUGACUUGGUCCAAGUGCUGCUUGGUGCGAUCAAGUACUGCCACGACCACAACGUGGUCCAUCGCGACUUGAAGCCUGAGAACUUGCUGCUGACCAGCAAGGACGACGACGCGUAUAUCAAGAUUGGCGACUUUGGGUUUGCCAAGCAGGACUUGAAGGCCGGCCUCACCACCGCGUGCGGCACUCCGGGGUACGUCGCCCCCGAGAUCCUCAAGGGCGAAGCGUACGGCAAGUCGGUGGACAUUUGGAGCAUCGGCGUGAUCACGUUCAUCUUACUCUGCGGGUACCCCCCGUUCCACGACGAGAACCAGAAGCGCCUCUUCACGGCCAUCAAGCUCGGCCAGUACAAGUUUGACGCGCCCUACUGGGACGACGUGUCGGCCGACGCCAAGGACUUCAUCUCCAAGAUGCUGAUCGUUAACCCGAACGACCGCCACACGGCGGACCAGUUGCUCGAGCAUGUAUGGGUCACGGGCGACGAAGUGUCGACGGUGCCGCUCACCAAGGCCAUGGAAGAGCUCAAGAAGUACAACACCCGCCGAAAGUUCAAGGCGGCUGUGCGCACGGUGCAAGUGACGGCGGCGUUAACGCGGGGCUUGGUCCCUCCGCCGCAUGGCAAGGACGCCCCGGGGUCAGACGAUGAGUUGGAAGCUGUCGCGGCCGACGAUGUCAAGGUGAAUGUCCAAGGCGAAGCGCCAGUGGCGGAAGCUGCUGCUGCUACUGGUACUGCUGCUGCUACUGGUACUGGUGAUGCAGUCAAGCCCUAAGCAGAUGACACUACUAGUCUAUGAGGAACGGUGACUAGACACACAGGUACAGCAUCAAUACCGUCCGUGUGUCGUGUGAACGAACACGAGGAAGAGUCCGCUAAUGUCACUUUUACAACUUGUUUUACUCACUCAAAUCUUGGGGCACGCAAUGAGACCAGAACGAGUGUGUGGC
Molecule: messenger RNA, 1421 nt
Organism: Aphanomyces astaci
Lineage: Eukaryota; Oomycota; Saprolegniomycetes; Saprolegniales; Verrucalvaceae
Product: CAMK/CAMK1 protein kinase
Exons: 5
Coding region: 26-1246 (406 amino acids)
Biological process (GO): protein phosphorylation
Molecular function (GO): protein kinase activity; ATP binding
Source: RefSeq, a predicted model, not a curated record